This is a messenger RNA of Paramecium sonneborni, 3217 nucleotides long. NCBI's taxonomy places the organism in Eukaryota, Ciliophora, Oligohymenophorea, Peniculida, Parameciidae. The record is from the annotation of a GenBank genome assembly.
AUGCACAGAUCAUCUCAUAAAAGACAGAAAACUUCCAAUACACCAAAAAAAUAAAAGGAAUAAGAUAAUAUUCCUAUUCCAAGUUAAUAAAUCGCAAAAUAAAUAAGAAAUGACGAGCCUGUUUAAUAAUUGAAUGUCAUUGAAUAUCCAAAAUAUUAAAUUCGAAAACAGGAUUCUUAAAAUUUUCAUCUAAAAUCAUCUUAAAAUUUAGAGAAAUCUUAUAAUUUAAGUAAAAGUUAUAUUAAAAAAUAAGGUGAUAGAAUUUAUUCGCCUGCAAGAAAAUAAGAUUAAUCUCCUAAUUUAAGAAAAAAAGAAAAUAUCAAAAUUAUUGAUUCAUAUGAAGCUAGAUGUGGUAAAUUAAAUACUGAAAAUGUUCAACUAUAAAAUCAAAUAUAAACAGAUUAACAAAAAUAUAAUAAAAUUAUCAACGAAUUAUAAAUGCAGUUAUAAAAUUAAACUUAUAAACUACAAACAGAAUAACAUAAUACAAAAUAAUAAUAAUUGUUAUUAUAAAAAAAGAAUGAAGAAAUAUAAUUAUUAGUCAAUGAAUUGAAAAAGAAUGAAACAAAGAUUAUAUAGCUAUCUCAGAAUGUAUCUAUAAUGAUUUAUUAACUAGAAUGCUUAGAACAUUGAUGAAAAUUAGAACUUGAAAGCCUAGAUAUAAAAUUUGGAGCUUGAAUUAUAGAGUUUGAAAUAAUAACUAUAAGAUUCUCAAUUCAAAAGUUCAAGAUAAGCUGAGGAAACUAAAAUAAAAUUGGAAAGUGAAUUUUCUUUUUAAAAUUAGUUACAUUUAAAAGAUAUUUAAUAGUAACAUUAAUAAAUUUUAAGCAAAAAAAAUGAUUAACUUAUAUCUGAAUAAUAAAAAUAUUCAUCUCUAUUAACUUAAUUCGAUAAUUUAGUGAAUGAAAAAAAUAAAAUGUCAUAAGUUAUAGAUAAUCUUUAGGAUGAAAAUAUAUCAUUUUAAUAAUAGCUUCAUUAAUAAAAUUAAAUAAUUGAAGAGUUGAAAUUAAAAUGUAUAAGUUUAACAAAAGAUUUGUAAAUCAAUAGUGAUAAGCAAGCUUAAUAAGAAUUUAUACAUCAAAAAUAAAUCCAAGAACUUAAAUAAUAUUAUGAACAAUAACAAAUUAAUAAUUUAUAAAGAAAACUAAACGAAACUGAAUUAAAACAUUAAAAUGAAUAUCAACAAUAAGAUUCUAUAAUAAGAGAUCUAUAAUAGUAAUUGUAAUAAUCUGAGAAUAAUUAUUAAAUUGUAAAGACUGAAAAUACAAAAUUAUAUGCAAUAGAUUAAGAAUAAGAAAAAGAGAUUAAAAUAAUGCAAUAAGAAUUAGAGAGAAUUGUUAAAUUUAAAGACUUAGAAAUAUAAUAAUUAAAAGAAGAUCUUUAGAAAUUAAAACAAUAAGUUUUAGAAUAAUCAUCAAAAUACUAAACUAAAUUACAUGAAUUAAGUAAGUAAUAAGUUAUUGCUAAUGAUAUUAAAAGCGAAUUAGAAUUACAAAAGAGUGUUACAAAAGAAAUUGAAAAUAAUAUAAGAGAGUAAUGGGAAACUGAUAUUUUAUAAUUGAAAGGUUUUCAUUAAUAAUAAAUUCAACAUUUAGAAGAACAACUUAAAUUGUUGCAUAUAGAAAAUGAAAAAUUAAUAAUUUAAAAUAGAAAGAAGGAUGAAUAAAUAAAUGAAUAAAAACUUAAUUAAUAGUUACUUGAUAAUUCAAUCAAUAGUUUAAGAAAUUAAUUGAGUGAUACAGAAAAAUAAAAGGUAAAAGAAUUAGAAGACUAUUAAUUGGAAUUGGAGAAUUUUAAAAAAGAAUUAAAGGAAUAAAAUUUAAAGUUAUAACUAGAAAAACAACAAUUGGAGUAAUAAUUAAAGUAAUAAAAAUAAAGAGUUAAAGAAUUAGAAACAUCAAAAAUUGAAUUAGAAUUCACAUCUUCUCAAUAAAUUUAAAAUUAAUAAGAAUAAUUAAAAUAAAAAGAUUGGCAAAUUAACUAAUUAAAUUAAGAAAAGUAGAAAUUGGAUUUUUAAUUAAAAUCAACAAAAGAAAAACUUAUUUAAGCUGAAUUUUAAGUAGUAGAGUUAAAAUAAAGUUCAGAAAUAUAUUUAAAGGAAUUAGAAGAAUCAAAUUAAUAAAAAGAUCUUGAAAGAAAUCAGUUUAGUUAAAAAUUUGGUUUUUAAGAAGCAAGAAUAUCAUAAUAUAAAUAGGCAAUAAACUAAUAUGAAAUAGAAAUCCACAAUUAAAAUAAUGCUAUUGAUAAAGUGUAAAAAUAAAUGGAUCAUGCUUUACUUGAAUCUUAAAAGAAAAUAGAGGAUGCAAGAAAGAAAGAGUAAAAAUUGUUAGAUUAAAUUGCAAACUUAAAUUUAUAAUAAUAAUCUAAUGAAGAAUAAUUUAUAAAAUAUUAAGAGGAACAUAAAGAAUCUAAUAAAUAAAUUGAAUAAUUAUUAUAGGAGAAGGAUAGUUUAAUAAAGAGUUUGGAAAAUUAAAAAGAAAAAUUAGUUGAAGUAAAAAAUGAAUUGACUCAAGAAAUAGAAUAAUUAAAUUAAAAGAUUUAAAAUUAUGCUGAAGGAGAGAAUUAAAGAUAAGAUUGGGAAUUUUAAGUGGAGAAUGAAAAGGUAUAAAUUAUUAUUAUAUUUUAGGCUGUUUUAAACAAUGAUAUUGAAAGAUUAUAAUAAAAGCUUGAUUAAAAAGAGUCUAAAUUAAAUCAGUUACAAUAAUAAUAUACAAAUUUGGAAAUUUAAUUUGAGGAUAAAGAAUUAUUAUAUAAUACACUUAGAAGUUAAAUUGAUUAGAAUUAUGUACAAAUAGAAGACUAUGAAUAAUUGAAAUAGAAAAACAUUAAUUUGUUGAAUGAGAUUCAUGAAUAUGAGAGCAAUUAAUUGAAAUCAAAUAGUGAAAAAUAAUCAUUGAGAAGAUAGAUUGAAAAAUUAAAGAGUGAUCUUGAGAUUAAAGAAUAGGAAUUGGAGUAGGCAUUUGAAUAAAUGAACAAAAGGAAAGGUGAUAAUGAAGAUGUAUCGAAAUUGACAAAAGAAAUAUAAAGAUUGAAUUUUGAAUUAUCAGAUGCUUAAACUUUAUUAUCAGCAAAAAGUGAAUAAUUAAACAUAAUGAGAAAAGAAAAUGAUGAUUAAUUAGAAUAGAUUAAUAGAUUGAAACGAUAAUUAAAUUAAUCAUCAGAAAAGGAACUAAUAAGAAGAAUAGAUAGAUCAGAACAUUUGGAAGAAAAUAUUUGA